UGGAAUGAACUACCCAAUCAGAUGAGACCCGCAGCCACCAAAACUCAACUACUCAGAGAAGUUCUCCAUCUACAACUAAACUACUUCUCUCUCUCUCUCUCCCCUCUGCAAAAGCAAAAGCAAAAGCAAAAACAAGAACGAAAAUGGAGGUGACGAGCUCGUCGUGGGACGAGUGGGUCCAGGGGGCACUUUCAAAGCUGGAGUCUUUGCACCUCACUCGUUCUCUCAGACCCAUCCACCUCCGCUACGAACCACAACGCUCCAUUCCCAACGACGAACUGCAAGUGUUCGACGAAAUGCAGCCAUGGGACCGCUCCUCCGUCGAGGUCCGGAUUUCAGAUGCCACAUUCCAGAAAUGGCUCCUCGACAUCACUAGUUCCGGAGAUGAGGCUGAUUGUGGACAGGUUUUAGCCGAUUCUAAAGCAGGGACAUGUCCUCAGGAAUUCAAGAAGCUGCUUUUGUUCUCUGGAAAUGAUUAUUUGGGAUUGAGUUCACAUCCCACAAUUGGAAAAGCUGCUGCAAAGGCAGCACAAGAACACGGAAUGGGCCCGCGAGGUUCCGCUUUAAUCUGCGGAUAUACCAAUUACCAUAGGCUGCUAGAGUCGUCCUUGGCGGACUUAAAGAAGAAAGAGGAUUGCCUACUUUGUCCUACUGGGUUUGCGGCUAAUAUGGCCGUGAUGGUAACACUGGGAAGUGUUGGAUCUCUCCUGGCUUCCGGUGUAAAACCUUUGGAGCAUGAAAGGGUGGCCAUUUUUUCUGAUGAAUUAAACCAUGCUUCAAUAAUUGAUGGGAUUCGUCUUGCUGAGCGACAACGUAGCGUAGAGGUUUUCAUCUAUAGACACUGCAACAUGACUCAACUUAAUGCAUUGUUAUCAACUUGCACACUCAGGAAGAAAGUCGUAGUGACAGAUAGCUUGUUUAGUAUGGAUGGAGACUUUGCACCUAUGAUUGAGCUUGCAAAGCUGCGGAAAAAGUAUGGGUUUUUGUUAGUGAUUGACGAUGCUCAUGGAACAUUUGUUUGCGGCAAAAAUGGUGGUGGGGUGGCUGAGCAGUUUAACUGCGAGAAAGAUAUUGAUAUAUGCGUUGGCACUCUGAGCAAGGCUGCAGGUUGCCAUGGAGGAUUCAUAGCAUGCAGUAAAAAGUGGAAGCAACUAAUACAAUCAAGAGGUCGGUCUUUUAUUUUUUCAACUGCUGCACCAGUACCAGUCGCAGCUGCAUCCCAUGCUGCUGUUGUUGUGGGAAGAAAGGAGAUGUGGCGAAGAAGGGCGAUUUGGGACCGGGUUCAGGACUUCCGCGCUCUUACCGGAAUUCCAAUCACAAGCCCAAUAAUAUCUCUAAUAAUCGGGAGUGAAGACAAGGCUCUGGAAGCUAGCCAGCAUUUGUUGAGAUCUGGUUUCCAUGUGACUGCAAUCAGACCCCCAACAGUCCCACCCAAUUCAUGCAGGCUUAGAGUUACUUUGAGCGCAACCCACACCAGGGAUGAUUUGGUGAAGCUCACAGCUGCACUCUCCGGAUGUAUAAAUUUGAAAGAGAUUAGUGUCAAUGGUUCAACCGGAUAUGCGAUAGCAAGGAUGUAGUUUUCCUUUUUUUUCUGAACAGCAGAGACCACUUAAUAUUUGGGAUGAAAAGAAACUUUUUUUUCUGAACAGCAGAGACCACUUAAUUAUAGGAUGCAUUAUACAUGUU
Molecule: messenger RNA, 1686 nt
Organism: Morus notabilis
Lineage: Eukaryota; Viridiplantae; Streptophyta; Magnoliopsida; Rosales; Moraceae
Product: 8-amino-7-oxononanoate synthase
Exons: 11
Coding region: 144-1577 (477 amino acids)
Biological process (GO): biosynthetic process
Molecular function (GO): pyridoxal phosphate binding
Source: RefSeq, a predicted model, not a curated record